Molecule: messenger RNA, 10132 nt
Organism: Chlamydomonas reinhardtii
Lineage: Eukaryota; Viridiplantae; Chlorophyta; Chlorophyceae; Chlamydomonadales; Chlamydomonadaceae
Exons: 26
Coding region: 338-9298 (2986 amino acids)
Biological process (GO): transmembrane transport; monoatomic ion transport
Cellular component (GO): membrane
Molecular function (GO): monoatomic ion channel activity; protein binding
Source: RefSeq, a predicted model, not a curated record
CUACAGGCACUUGUGAACCUUCCAUCACGUCUAGGAUAAAUUCAUAACUGACUUGGUUUACAAUAUAACAGGCGUGUUUCCUGACUGUGACUCUUCGUCUUAACCGAAAGCUCUGCGUAUUAAGCAGUAGUAUAGAGAGACUUAAUCUGAGCAGGCAACGGCGAUAGGCUUUGCGUGGCGAGUGGCCUUGCGCUCCCAGGCGCAGGGCGCAGCAAAGGAUAUCACAUCAAUGGAGCAAAGCUAAGACGGCUUCUCGUCGCUGCCAAGUAUGGCAGACGACGGCCCCGGGCGAGCGCCCGGGGAAAGAGGGCCUCCGAGCAAGGGACUAAGCUGGACAAUGGCCAGCUUGCUGCGGAAGGGCUCGGCCACGGCUAACGCUGACGGAGUGGACGGCCCCGCCGACAACAGCCCCAAAGCCAGCAUCUUCGUCAACCAUACGCCGCCCACGCGGCCCAUCUCCCUGGGUGCCACCAGCUUCCGUGUGCCACGCACCGCUAGCAACGUGGGACUGUCUCUGGCCCUCGCCGCCCUUAACGGUGGCGGCGGAGGCGGUGGCGGGGGAAAGGACCACUUGACGGAGCGCGGCGGCGGUGGAGCCGGUGCCGGGGGCGGUGGCGGCGGCGUGCUGUCGACGCGCUCGCACAGCGUGUACCAUGGCGGGCUGCUGGCGCCGGGCGCAAACGGCGGCGCCGCGGCGGCUGACGCUGUGAAGGACCUGGUGAAGGACCUGCAGCAGCGCAAGCGCAGCAUUAUGUUCCAUCACACAAACAAUCAAACGACGCUGGAUGCCAAGGCAGGCAGCCUGGCCAUGCAGUUUCGGGCGCCCAACGAGGUGCCGGGCAAGGGCGUGUGCUUCUCCCCUGACGGCACGUACGUCAUGCGCUGGGGCUACGGCAACGACGUAAAGCUGCUGUCCGCAGACGACGGCAUGCUGAUGGUGACCAUGGUGGCGCCGGGCGCGACCCAGAUCAAGUACGCAACGUUUAACGACGACGGUAGUAAGGUCGCGGCCGCAACUGACGGCCGACCCAUGGAGCUGGGCACGGUGGGCGGGCGCGGAGCCGAUGUCGCGGCGGCAGCGCCCAAGGUGUAUGUGUGGGUGACGUCCAACCGGCACCUGGUGGCGGUGCUGGACGUGGGCUUGGAGCCGCUGAGCUUCCUGGUUUUCAGCGCGGACGACAAGCAGCUGCUGAGCUGCGACGAGGACGGGCAGUUGGAGCUAUGGAGCGUGGGGGAGGGCUCCAUGAUCAGGCGCUACGAGACCGGGCACGUGUCCAAGCGCUGCGGCUUCAGCGCGGAGGGCGACUCGGUGCUGUCGUGUGCCGGUGACGACUGCGGGCUCACAAUAUUCAACACGCGCACGGGCGCGGUGCAGACGACGCAGGCGUUUGAGGACGUGGCGGAGUGCCGCAACCGCGCAUGCUACGUGGUCAGCCCCGACGGCACCAAGGUGCUGCUGUACGUGCAGGAGCAGGUGUACGGCAUCAACCUGGUGCUGUACGAUAUCAUCACCGAAAGCCACAUGUCGCUACAGGUGUGCGAUGGCAACGUGCUCCAUGCGGAUUUCUCCAAUGACUCGUCACUGUUCGUGACGGCGGGGCGCGACAACCUGAUUCAUGUGUGGGAGAGCGAGACGGGCAUGCUGCGCUCCACGCUGGAGGGGCACGCCACGGACGUGAUGCACUGCAAGAUCUGCGAGGACGGCGAGGUGGCGAUCAGCGGCGAUAGCGAGGGCACGGUGCUGGUGUGGUCGCUUGCGGACGGGUCGUGCAUCAUGCGGCUGCAGGGCCACUCCAGCCCUGUUCUGUUCGUGGACCUCAACGCCGACGCCACGCGCGCCCUCUCCGUGGACGGCGACGGGAACGCCUUCCUCUGGUACCUGGACGCCGCGCGCAUGUUUGAGGUGAUGCGGCAGCACAGCGACCUGGUGUGCAGCCUGGCGCCCACGCCUGACGGCGCCAGCCUGGUGGUGGGCUACAAGGACGGCUGCCUGCGCUGCUGGAACUUGUCGGACGGGCCCAGCUUUGAGGCCACCGUCACCUGGACGCACAGCAAGCAGGUCUGCCCCGUGGAGCAGCUGGUGGUGCGGCCGGACGGCGGGCAGGUCGCGAGCGCGGGGCGCGACGGCGCGGUGGUCGUCACCGACCUGCGGCGGGGCAUGGUGGUGGCGCACCUGACCGCCCACCACGACUUCGUGACGGGGCUGCUGUACAGCCCGCGCAGCGACCUGCUGGUCAGCGCCAGUCGCGUGGGCGAGGUGCUGGUGUGGGACGCCAAAUCGUACGGUCCGGAGCCGCUGCGACGCCUCGAGGUGCCGGAUUUACUGGAGGUCGCCUCUCUGGCCAUCAGCUGCAAUCAGUCGCUGCUGGCGGCGGCCACAGCCGGCGGCACGGUGCACGUCUGGGCGCUACCCACAACCCCCUCCCAGGCGGGCAACCCCGCAGCAUACGUGCCGCUGUGCGACGUCAAGGUCACGGACCUGCCCGCCACGCGGCUGACGUUCAACUCGGACGUGUCUGUGCUGGCGGUGGGCGCGGCGGAUGGCGGCGUGACGCUAAUGGACCCGUGGAGCGGCAUGCGUGCGGCGCACUACACCGGCAACGCCUCGUCCGUCAGCGACAUUGCGUUCAUGAAGAAGCCGGAGCACGUGCUGCUCAGCGUGUGCGGGCGGCAGGCCAUCACGUGGGACUGCAGCAAGAGCGCGGAGGAGCACGUCACGGACUUCAUUGCGGACGGCAGCCGCAUCUUCAGCGGCGACUUCAUCCGCAACACGCCCAACCGCUCCUGCGUGGCGCACGACGCAGUGGUGCUGCACGACCCACUAAACCACGCGGCCAUCUACGACAUGGUGCCCCGCCCGCCCGAGCAGCACCCCGGCAACUCCUACCUGUUCCGCCACGGCACCGCGCUCACCAAGGCCGGCGCCGCCGGCAACGCGUUGGUGCUUUUCUGCGGCCCCGACACCACGGUGCACAUGCUGGGCGACGAGACCAGCGGCACGCGCUGCCUGGACUUCUCGUCAGACGGGCGCUUGUUGGUCAGCGGCACGUUGCGCGGCGAGCUAAUUGUCUGGGACGUGGUGCAUCAGCAGCAAAUGCACAAGUGGGUGGCGCACAAGCGCUACGCCAUCACGUGCGUGCGCUUCACGCACGACGCCACAGCGGUGUACAGCUGCGCCGAGGACCAUAAGGUUAUCAUGUGGGACUGGCGGCGGCAGACCAAGCUGUGUGUGCUGACGGGGCACACGGCACCGGUGGUGGCGGUGGAGAUGAGUGUGGACGGCGUGUCCAUGGCGUCGGGCGACCGGCAGGGCUUCAUCUACAUCUGGGACACGGACACACACGUGCCCAAGCAGGUCAUCGCCGCACACGAGGACGCCAGCGUGCUGUGCUGCACGCUCAGCCCCUGCGGCACCAUGGUUGCCAGCACAGGCAGUGACGAGCAGAUCGUGAUCUUUGACACCGAGACCGGGAUAAAGAUUACUUCUCUGGACGACGCGAUGGACGGCAAGGGCUUGACCAUCAAGUUCAGCUUUGACGGCACGCGGCUGCAGGUGGGCGGCGAGAAGGGCUCCAUCCUCAUCUGGGACGUCGCCCGCAACUGCUUGCUCUACGACAUCCCCGCGCACGACGGCAAAGUCUUCGACUGCGGCUGGAGCGGCGACUCGCGGCGGCUGCUGUCGGUGGGCAGUGACGGCAAGGCGCGGCUGUGGGACGCGGCGGCGGGCUCGGAGCUGUGCCAGGCGAACUUUGAGCGUGUGAUGGGCGCGGUGGAGAGCGGCGGCUUUGUGCACUGCGACCUGUCCGCCACCGGCACGCGCAUGGCGGGCUGCACGGCCAAGGGCCAGCUCAUAGACUGGGACGUGGGUGCGGAGCUGCGCUGCGUGCCGGAGGGCUCCAUGCUCUACCAGCGCCUGUCCGCAGCCAGCCUGAACCGCUCGCGCGAGGUGUACUCGCGUGUGCUGCGCCAGUUUCCGCUGCUGCCCAACAUCCAGGACUCGCGCGGCUGGACCAUCCUCAUGCACGCCGUCUCCAACUCCAAUCCGGAGAUCACCAAGCUCAUCAUCGGCAGCGUGCCCGCUUCCUCCGGGAAGCUGGGCCUCGCCGCCUCUGCCGUGCAGAACUCAGUGCUGUCAUCAAUACGCCACGUGCCACGAGUCGGCAUGCUCGCCGGCUCGGCCGGCGUCCAGUCAGGCAAGACGCCAACGGGCGUGGGCGCGGGCUCCCUGGCGGUGUGGGACGGCGCCACCAAGCGCGGCAGCAUGUCCGGUGCAGAGCCCGGCGAGCGCACGUCGAUGGGCUCGGCGCCGGCAGGGGCAGCGGCGGUGAUUCGGAAGCCCAGCCCGCGGCUGUCACACACGGGUGGCAAGACGCUGCUCGAGCGUGUGCGUGACGCGCAGGAGGAUGAGGAAGAGCGGGCGGGUGGAGACGAUCACGAGGAGGGUGGGCUGGCAGGCGGCCGGCGCGGCUCUGCCACCAAAAGUGGCACAGGCGGGCAUCGCAACAAGGGUGCCAGCACCACCAGCGCCGCUGGCGGCAAGCGGGUUGCCCUGCCGCCACCGGCGACGUCGCCAUCCCGCGCCGAGGGCACCGCCACUUCGCCCAGCCUGCUGACGAAAGUAGGCACCUUCCUGCGCAACGGCGCGGAGCUGCUGUCGCCCUCCCGUGCCGCCGUGAUUGCUGCUGGCGGCGAGAGGUCCUCCGCCACCGGUGACGAGGACGCGCAAGCCGCCGAGGCAGGCGUGCUGUGUGUGUCAGCGUCGCCACGCACCUCGCACACCGGCACCGAUGUUACCCUGGACGCGGUGGCCUCACCGACGGCGACCGGCACGCCCACAGCCGGCGCCAGCGCGGGCGGCGCGCGUAGCCCGGGCCGCAGCGGCUUCGCACCCUAUGCUAGCAACCAGAUCACACCAACGGACUCAGGCCCCGUAGUGAACAGCCCCGGUGCGGCCGCCAUUGCGGCCGCCGCGGAGCGCCUCAACAGCGGCGCGUUGUCCCCGGGCAUCACUGCGCGCACCAGCAACGGCGGCGCGAUGCCGGGUUCGGUGGCUGCGGCGGCGGCGGCCGGCACACGCAUGUCCAUCUUGAAAAACGCGGGGGCGAGGGCCGGCAGCACCACCAGCAGCCUGGGCAGCGUGACGGUGCCGGCGUCCGGGCUGGACACGAGGCACCACUCCACGGCAAGCACCGCCGCCGCGGGCGGCGGGGCCGCCGCCAUGGCAGGCGUUGGUGGCGCCGGCGGCGCCAGCAACGCGCGGCGCUCGCUGCUCGGCUCUAUCCUGACAGCAGAGCGCGACCGCGACUUUAAUUCUCGCAGUCGGCGGCGGAGCUUUAUGUUUGGCAGUGUGACGCAGGCGAUCGGAGCGCCCGGUGGCGGCAGCCCGCCUGGCAGCCACGUCCCUUCCACUUCGGGCGCACUGCCGCCGACCGGCGGCAGCGUGCAUGGCAGUGGCGUCAUGGGCGGUGGGGGUGGCGGUGGCGGUGGCGGCGGCGGCUCAGCAGUGAACCUGGGCCGCAGCAUUCGGCACGCAGUGCACAAGCUGACGCGGGUGGCCAGCCGCAGCUCAGCGGCUCGGGACAUUGAAGACGGCAUGAUGCUUGGCGAGGACGGUAUCGUGGAGCGACACGUGAGCGACCUAAGCCGCAGCGGCUGGCACGAUGACGACCAUGAGGGCCACAACAAGUCGCACGUAAGCGCAAGCAAUGGCGGCGGCGGAGCCGGUGGCGCCAAGGACGGCCGCGACAGCGGAGCCAAGGACAGCGGCGGUGGCAUGCGCGGCGGCAGCAACAAGGUCUUUCCGGAGCCGCAGCCGCCGGCGAGGGCGGAGCCCAACGUCAUCAACAUCGCGCUGGACGCCGGCGCGGCGGACUGUGUGCAGCACGUGCUGGACGCCGUGCUGGCGCAGAAGGUGACGCCCGGCUCCUACCACGCCAUCACCGCCGCCAUCCCGGCGGUGGCGGAGCAGUACCCCACCAUGUGCCAGACGUUCCUGACCGGCCUGCCGCUGCGGCCCCUGGGCGAGAUGGAGGUGCCCUCUUCCAUCGCGGCGCGCGGCAUGAUCGUGACGUCGGCGCCCUCGUACACGUCGUACAAGGAGAUGUGGAUCAACGAGCUCAGCCUGAUGGGCGCCGACAAGGGCCCCAUGGCGCUGAUGGAGGCGUGCAUGGUGCGCCUGCCCUUCGCCGCGCAGAGCGGCAAGGCCAGCGUGCUGCACACGCUGGUGGAGAGCAGCGUGCCGGUGCAGACGUUUGGCAGCGACACGGUCAAGGCUAUUGUGGACUACAAGUGGCGCAACUUCGCCCAGCGGCGCAUCUACAUCAAGGCGCUCGUGUACCUGGUCUACACACUUUGCUUCACCAUCUUCGCGGUGCUGUUUGCUGACGACGACCCCAGCUUGGGCGCCGGCGACCUGUACAACACGCCCAACGGCGUGGCCAUGGUGGUGUUCGCCGCCAUCCUGUUCCUGUACGGUUGCUACUUCCUGCUGCUGGAGUGCGUGCAGCUGGUGUCGCUGGGAGCCGCCGCCUACUUUGACUCGUUCUGGAACAUUGUGGACAUUGCGGCGUACGUGACCACGCUGGUGAUCUGCCCGUGCACCGUGUUCCGGUUCGGCAUCGGCGAGGGCCAGUUCGUGGCGGUGCUGGUGGCGGCCGAGGUGAUCAUGCUGUGGGUCAAGGUCAUGUUCUUCGGACUGGCCAUCGACGGCCUCGGCACAUUCAUCUUCAUGACGGCCGAGAUCAUCAAGGGCCUCAAAUACUUCAUCGGCCUGCUGGCCACCUUGUUCAUCAGCUUCGCGGUCGCCUUCAUGGUGCUCUUCAGGAACUCGCCGAACACGCUGGAGGACGGCUCUGACGGGCUGGGCUCCAUGUACGGCGACUUCGGCAACGCGCUGCUGAACGUGUACCUGGUGCUGUUCUCCAUCGGCGACCCGCACGUGGCCAUCUCCACAGAGUACAGCCACUUCGCCAUCCUGCUGUACUGCGUGUACAUGUUUGCGCUGCUGGUGGUGCUGCUCAACAUGCUGAUCACGCUCAUGGCGGACAUCUACAAGCGCGUCAAGGGCGUACAGAGCUUCGUGUUCCUCAAGGGUCGCGCCGAGCUGAUCAUUGACGUGGAGAGCACCAGCGGUGGCAAGCUGAUGAAGAAUGAGAACCACCCAUACCUGCACCUGCUUAUGCCGCUGCGGAAGGAUGCGGCGGGCGGCGGCGAGGGCGGCGCCACAGCGGCGGCCGCAGACCAGGCCAAGAUUGACAAAAUGGUCUCGGUGGCUGUGGCGCGCAUGAACGGCGGCGGCGGGGGCGGCGGGGGAGGAGGAGGCGGGGGUGGCACUGGCGCCGUCGACGACGGGCAGUCGCGGGCGGUCAGCCUGAACGGUGGCGGCGCCACCGCCGCGCUUUGUGCGCGCAGUAUGGCUGGCGGCCUCGAUUCCGCCAGCGGCAGCGACGCUGAUGAUGACGCGCGCAGCGUCCUUGGCGGCGGCCGGCGCGGCGAGCUCAGCCGCAUGAACUCGAUGAAAUCCACGAAAUCAUUUGUCAUGACGCUGGGGGGCGGUGGUGGCGGCGGUGGCGCCAUGGUGCGCCGCCAGACAGACACCAUGACCACGCUGCCGCGCGGCAUGACCAUGGCGCGCGGCGGCGGCGGCGGCGGCGGCGGCGGCGGCGGCGGCGGCGGCGGCGGCGGCCCUGCCGACCCGGAGCGACUGGAGCGACUGGAGCGUUCAGUCAACCGCCUGGCGGCCAACCUUGAGCUGUUGAUGGGGCACAUGAAGGUCCGGCGACAGAGCAACAACGGCAAUGAUGGCAUGGGUGGCUCGUUUGGCGGGCCGGUUGCCGGCGGCGCCCGCCGCGGCGGCCCUGCCGGUCGCGCCAGCAACACCGGGCUGGUCUACGCGCCGUCCAUGGGUGUCAACCGCCGCGGCGGCCUUACCGCUGCGAACAUGCCGGACAACCUAUGGCCGUCCGGCACCGCCGGUGGCGCAUACAGCCGCGCCGUCAGCCGCGCGCCCAGCCGGGGUCCCAGCCGCCCCGUCAGCGGCAUCCCCGAGAACCGCGCCGUGACGGUGGGGCUACCGCCGGUGCACCCGCCGGCGCCGCCCUCGGUGGUGCCCCUUGGCAUGUUGACGGUCACCACGCCGACCGCGAACCACGCAGCGCUUACGUCGGGUCUGGGGGCAACGUCGUCCGCGCCGCCGGGCUCCAUCUCAGCGGCGCUUGCGGCCGCCGCUGCCGGCGGCGGCGUCGCCUCAGGCUCGCACCCGCACGCGCACUUGCACGCCGUUUUCGCUGACGAAGUCGGCGAGCCCAUCGUCAACGUUGAGCCGACAGCCGGCAACAUAUCUGUGGUUGGCCGCUUCGCGGUUGCGCGCAGUGGCAACAGCGUCGCCGCCGUGCCCACGCUUGCGCUGGGCAGGCCUGUGACGCCACAGAUGGACCGCGCAGCAGCCGAGACGGCGGCGGCGGCGGCGGCUGCGCUGGCAGCGUCGGGUAGCGACCGACCAAUGACGCCGCCGGAUCGCGCGUUUGCGGCGCUGGCCAUAGGAAUGGCGGCGCCGCCAUCGCCGGCUGGGAAUGCGCUGCCUCUGACGCCGGUCGGCGACGGGAUGGGUUCGGUCACGACAGCGGUGCCGCCACGGGUGGGCUCAGUCGCCGGCAGCGCGCAUGUGGCCACACCACAGCGGUCCUCGCUGCCGGGGACUGGGCCGCUUCUACCACCCGGCGUUGCCCUACCAGUAUUUAACAGCGGCAGCGUCACAAGCGGCAGCGUCACAAGCGGCAGCGUGCGGGGCGGCAGCGCUCUCAGCACCACACGGCGAAGCGCUGAGCUGGCGCUGCCGCCGCCGCCGGCGCCCACGUUGCUGCAGGUCGGCGACGACGAGCAUGCGGACCUGGAUGCGGUGGCGGCGGCGCUGGAGGCAGCUCGGCCGGCGCUCAUUGCUGCGGCUUCCGGCGGCAGCGUAACCGGCGCUGGCAGUGGCGCCGCCGCACGCCUCGGCAGCAUCACCAGCGGUGGCCUGGGCCAGGGCACCGCGCGCAGCGUGCUCGCCGACAAUGGGACGCCAGCGCUUAGCACUGCGCGCACUGUCCCAGAGUCGCUUUCGGGCACGGCCCGCAGCGGUGUGAGUGGCGGCAGUGGCAGCGGCGCAAGUGGCGGCAUGCUGGCGGCGGCACGGUUAGUGCUGGAUCCGCAUGAGCGGCGCAGCAACGGCGGCACGGAUGGCGCUAGUGGCCUCGGCCUCGGCCCCGGGCGCCCAUCAGGGGCCGGCUACACCACGACUCCUGGCGAGGUGGUGGAGUGAGAAACUGGUCGAGUGUGUCGCGUGUAUAGGUUCAGCAAUAGCGCCCAGUGUGACUUUGCGGCACUGUGCAUUUGGCAGUGGCAGGCGGUGAUCAGAUAAACGUAUGGUAGGUAGGAGCAUACCAACAGGAGACGGUGGGCAUUAAGGCAUGUACGCAUAGACAAGACCUGCAGCAGCUGCAGCAGCACGCACACUGAGUCGCAAAUCUAGCCGCGCAAUCGUGGCCCGAUCUAGUUCACGUACCUUACGCGCGAGUCCUGACACUCGCGCUCUGAAGCAGCUCGGUCAUAGGCGUCUGCAUUGGGGCUUGUUGUGUGAAGGCGGGCGGGGUUGCAAGCGUACAAAGCUGUAGGUCCUUCACGUCUUCGUGUGGUUCUUGACGCACGUGUUUUCUCUCUGUGAUACUGAAACCUUGAAUUGUGGUGGGAGGCUACGACAUCGCACGCGAGCGCAUGUGCGGGUGUGUGCAAGCGUGUUGUGCUUCUAGGGAUUUGUCGUACAUCGCUGCUGGAAGUCACGCCCCGCAGGGGUGUCACACUUAGCCGGCAGCUGUGAUCAGGACGCGUUGUGUUUGAGGCAAGCUGUGACGCGAAGGCAGCAAGGCGUGAGCGGCACAUAAUUCAUCCCACACAGGCAUGGAUGCAAUGCGUACAUGGAUACGGGGGCAGUGACAUACGAACUGACAGCUGGCAAGCUGUGACGGCCAGCAAUCUUGAUGCAAGCUCGGGGACAGUUAGCGCACCCCAAUAUUUUGUCAUGUGUUCAGUGCAAGAUGGGUGCAACCGUAUGCAACGAUAGAUAGACCCUGUCCCAAGGUUGUAAGGUGUAAUGCAA